This is a messenger RNA of Parnassius mnemosyne (clouded apollo), 552 nucleotides long. The record is from the annotation of a GenBank genome assembly. Lineage: Eukaryota; Metazoa; Arthropoda; Insecta; Lepidoptera; Papilionidae.
AUGUCUAAUAGUAAUUUAUUCUUAAAGUCUGGUUUUGUCCGCGCACCGCUUCAAAAUGGAGUCGGACGAUACGUCUGUCAAUUACAACGAAUUGUUUUGAAAUUUUGUAAAAGCCAUGGAGGAAGUAGAGGCCUACGUGACUUUAUAGAACAAGAUUUAGUUGAUUUUGCUUCAAAUAACCCUGGUGUUGUGGUCUACUUGAAGCCUCGUAGACACCGCAGUCCAGUUGUUGUCGCCGAAUAUUUAAACGGUGAUAGGGUGUGGAUGAACAUGCAUAACAAAACGCAUUCAGAAAUAACCAAGUGGAUUGAAGUUUUACGCACGCAACAAGGAGAUAUAGCAUCAACCCGCCUCCGCAAAUAUCAAUACACCGACUACCCGUCGGUUCAAGGUCCUUGGACACCUUUUACAUUUAAAGAUCCAAAACUUAAUGUUGCUGAAUUGCCGAACGAGGAGUUUGGCGCCAACAACAGGUUGCCAAUGUCUGCUACAGAGCAAUUGAGAAUUAUGUUUGAAAAACAGACACUUGAUGUAAAACCACAGGAAGAAUAA